UGAAACUGUUUUAUUUUCAAUAUACAAUUUAACUGUAACAUCGAUAAUGUGUAUGAUUUUUGGCUUGUUCGAACGUCAUUUACCUGAUAAUAUAUUAAUUGAAAAUCCAUAUCUUUAUCGAAAGCUUAAACAUCAAGCAAACUUGAGAUCAUGGUAUAUUUGGCUAUGGGUAUUAGAUGGAGUAUGGCAUGGUAUUAUCAUAUUUUAUGGUACUACUUAUAUUCUUACUGGUGGGAAUCAAUUCUCUGAAAGUACAUUUUAUGAUUCACAUGGAAAUAUACAACAACUAUUCGAUAUGAGUUUGUAUGGAUGUGCAACUUAUGUGUUGAUAUGGUUUUCAGUCUGUUUACGUACUUUCCUUGCAACACAUGAUUGUACUGUUAUAGUAUUAGGAGGAUUCUUAACUACUCUAAUCGUGAAUAUAGCAAUAUUAAUUGCAUUACAAUGUACUACAACACUUGACAACAUCAAUUUUCGUAGUUAUAUCAAAUUAUGCAGAAGUCCAACAUUCUGGUUAACUUUACCGAUCAUUAUAUGUGCAGCGAAUCUUCCAUCUUUAUUAUGGAGAAUUAUUUCAGAUGCAUGGUGGAAUUUACAAAUUCAUUUAGGUAGUAUACCACAGAAACAGAUUCGUCGAAAAUAUCGUAAAUCAUUAGCAGUUUGGUUUCUUGCACUUACAACUAAUUAUUUGACUAGUUCAUCUAAUGUAUUACGUCGAAAUGAAUUUAAACAAAAUAGUUUAUAACGUGAACAAAGUCAACAGCAGUUUCUCGGUUCUAUCUGCCAAAUAUUAGGAUCUGAAUUAAGAAUGAUGUAUAUUUACCAGUGCUUUCUGCUUAAAAGCUUCAAUCCUCUUUUUGGAAUAGAACCAAAACUUUCUAUGGAUAUUCUUUAACAUCUUAUCUAAGUAUAUCUAAAACUAGCAACUCUUUUAAUGAAUUCUUCUUUACUUGCUUCUCUUUGAGGCACUACCUUUAAUUAAAUAUUGUUGUAAAUCAUUCAUUAUUCUAAUGAGUGCGAACUUAACAUGUAUUUUCAUUUUCGUAGUUGUAAGAUUAAUCUACAACAAUUUCUUACAUGAAAUGCUCUUUCUGUUACUGUAUUCUCCCUCACCAAUAUGUAUUGUUUCUGAAAAUGCAUUAUAUAACUGCUCUUAUUGAGGUUGUAAAUAAAUAUUGUCCUUUUAAA
This is a messenger RNA of Schistosoma turkestanicum, 1188 nucleotides long. NCBI's taxonomy places the organism in Eukaryota, Metazoa, Platyhelminthes, Trematoda, Strigeidida, Schistosomatidae. The record is from the annotation of a GenBank genome assembly.